UGGUUCUCACGUCCUUCCAUCAACUCUUGGCCCCGCCCACAUCUCUCUUGACAGCGAACAUAAAAAGGACAUGUAGCUCAGCCAUUUACGACUCCAGAUAUCCAGCUAAUUAUCUCGGCUGCCAGGCUUUUGUUUGUAUUUACCCCACAAAUCAUAGGCAUUUAUUCACUUAUUCGCAACAUAAGUCAUAUAUGUAGCUAAUUAACCACUCAAUGGCGUUUAAUCAACGCGACGAUGAUGUCGUCGACGGAGAAGACGAAACGCCCUCGAAGCUGCCGCGGUGCAACAAGGAGAUGCCCGGUUACUUCAGCAACGAGCCCCAAAAUGAGGCUGCUGCGUCCGCCGGGAGAGCCACAUCCGAGCGGCGGACGUCCAACUCGACCCCGUGUCAUCGGAGAGACUCGUUUAAGAAGACAAGGCCGCCAUUUCCUUGGUUUGGGAUGGACAUUGGAGGCACCCUGGUGAAACUCGUGUAUUUUGAGCCCAAAGACAUCACUGCAGAAGAAGAGCAGGAGGAGGUGGAGAACCUGAGGAGCAUCCGGCACUACCUGACCUCCAACACUGCCUAUGGCACCACCGGCAUCAGGGACGUGCACCUGGAGAUGAAGGACCUGACGCUGUGCGGCAGGACGGGGAACCUGCACUUCAUCCGCUUCCCCACUCAUGACCUGCCCGUCUUCAUGCAGAUGGGCCGCAACAAGCACUUCUCCAGCCUCCACACCACGCUCUGUGCCACGGGAGGGGGCGCCUACAAAUUCGAGUCUGAUUUCCGUACGAUGGCCGACCUGGAGCUCCACAAGCUGGACGAGCUGGACUGUUUGGUUCGGGGGGUGCUGUACAUCGACUCGGUGCUCACCAGCGGCCCCUCGGAGUGCUACUACUUUGAAAACCCCAGAGACCUGGAUCACUGCGCUCAGAAGCCCUACACACUGGAGAACCACUAUCCUCUGCUGCUGGUCAACAUCGGCUCCGGAGUCAGCAUCCUGGCCGUCUACUCCGAGAACAACUACAAGCGGGUCACCGGGACCAGCCUUGGGGGCGGGACCUUCCUCGGCCUGUGCUGCCUUCUCACUGGCUGCUCGACUUUCGAGGAAGCCCUAGAAAUGGCUUCUCAGGGGGAGAGCACCCACGUGGACAAGCUGGUCAGGGACAUCUACGGAGGAGACUAUGAGAGGUUUGGACUGCCGGGCUGGACUGUGGCCUCAAGUUUUGGCAGCAUGAUGUUCAAAGAGAAAAGGGAGUCUGUGUCUAAGGAGGACCUGGCUCGGGCAACGCUGGUCACAAUCACCAAUAACAUCGGCUCCAUUACCAGAAUGUGCGCUCUCAACGAGAACAUUGAGAAAGUGGUGUUUGUUGGGAACUUUCUAAGAGUGAACAUCCUCUCUAUGAAGCUGCUGGCAUACGCCAUGGACUACUGGUCCGACGGCCAGCUCAAGGCUCUCUUCCUUCGCCAUGAGGGUUACUUUGGCGCUGUCGGAGCCUUGCUGGGACUUCUGCAUCCAUCCUGAUCCUUCGACGAAGGAAGAAAAAAAAAAAAAAAGUCAAUCUGCUGCAGCAAUCAGAAGCACUUUAGAUUGUUGGAAUCAGUUUUUUCUUAAAAGCAGCGUUACCUGCUUCACCUACCGGUACAUUCUUGCAUGUGGGCCGGCACACGUUUUAAGUUCUUGUAGGCCGGUAGGAUGUUGAAGGUUUUCUGAACACUCCGUGGCUCAAGUUGGACGCAGAAAAGCUGGCACGUUUAGUAUUUUUCGCACCUUUUUGUCGUAUUUGGCUAUUUCAAGGAAAUCCAGCAGUGUUGCCUGAAGUAAUUUAAUUAGAAGUACCUGUUGGUAGGUAGUUUUGUCUGAAUGGCGCUCGCUACCCAUCUGUGGGGAACCGGUUCUGGGCCAAAAUACUCCAGGCUGUACACAAAGGUACCAAAAUGAAUGAUAAAUGCUACUUUGCCCCUUUUAGAAUCUCUUUUUGUUACAUUAUCACAUUUAUGUAACAAUAAUGUUCUUAAUUGGUUUUUCCAAAGAGAUGAUGAACAGAAAGCCUUGAUAGAAAGUUACUUAUGCCAGUUAAAGAGGUAAUUCAAGCUGUAUUUAUCACAGGUAAUUAGAGGAAAUGGGACGUCACUUGAACUCUUGUCUACGUGAUUAAAGUGAAACACUAUUAUUAACAUCCACUUCCUGUCUUGCAUAAUGAGAUUUUUCGAAGUAGUUCAACUAAUUUGAGGGUUUUAAUAAAAGGGCAACCAACGUUUUAUACAGUGCUGGAUACAAAAUGUGUUUUAUUCAUAAAUUAAGCCCUUAUAUAUCACUAAUGUAAUAUUGUACACUUUUUUUUUGGCUAUGAAUGAUGGAGCCCACUUGCUCUACAAAUGCACCUACUGUCAUCUGCGUUACUCAAGUGCCUUCAGGCCAGUGCAUGUCUGUGAGGAGAAAUUGGUGCACAUUGAGAAAUGUUGCACAGAAACUACAGGUCCAAAAAGCACAUCAUCUCAAUAUUCUGAGUUCAAAAUAUUGUUUCUUUGUUUUGUUUGUUUUUUAUGGUGAAACUCAGCGCUUCCCUCCAGUGGAGGUAUACAGUGUGUUCUCCACACCUGUUCCUGUUCUGUGU
This is a messenger RNA of Gambusia affinis (western mosquitofish), 2601 nucleotides long. It is a transcript of the gene pank2, whose product is annotated as pantothenate kinase 2. The coding region runs from base 213 to 1508 and encodes 431 amino acids. Gene Ontology annotation, molecular function: ATP binding; pantothenate kinase activity. The transcript has 7 exons. Gene Ontology annotation, cellular component: cytosol; nucleus. Gene Ontology annotation, biological process: coenzyme A biosynthetic process. The record is from RefSeq and is a predicted model, not a curated record. NCBI's taxonomy places the organism in Eukaryota, Metazoa, Chordata, Actinopteri, Cyprinodontiformes, Poeciliidae.